UUGAAUUGAAAAUGAACUCUUUCGUUAAAUCAGCAGCCCUAUUGUUGCUUGCUACAGUGGGAGUAUUAGAAGCUGCCGUGGCUCAAGAUGAAAUUAAUUAUAUGCCAGGUUUAGCUAAACAACCUAAUUUUAAACAAUAUUCGGGUUAUUUGAAGGCAUCAGGAACAAAGAAAUUACACUAUUGGUUUGUGGAAUCUGUUGGAAAUCCUGCCAAAGACCCUCUUGUUUUAUGGAUGAAUGGUGGUCCAGGUUGUAGUUCUGUUCUCGGAUUAUUGACCGAGCAUGGACCAUUUAGAAUAAACCCUGAUGGAAAGACCGUGGUUUAUAACCCAUACAGUUGGAAUCUCUUAGCUAAUAUGCUGUAUCUUGAAGCACCUGCUGGUGUAGGUUUCUCCUAUUCGGAUGAUAAAAAUUACACAACAAAUGAUGAUGAAGUUGCUCAAAAUAAUUUCCUCGCUUUGAAAGACUUCUUUUCCAAAUAUCCAGAAUAUUCCAAAAAUGAGUUUUACGUAACUGGUGAAAGUUAUGGCGGUGUGUACGUACCAACACUCAGUGCUUUGGUGGUUGAUGAUAAAGAGAUAAAUUUCCAGGGAAUGGCAAUCGGAAAUGGUUUGUCAAGUUAUGAUCUCAAUGACAAUUCGUUAAUUUAUUUUGCAUAUUAUCACGGGUUAUAUGAUGAAGUUAUUUGGGACUCCCUUGUGCAGAAUUGCUGUAAUGGAAAUGCAACCGGUCGUUGUAUGUUCACAAAAGCCGUGAGUAACCAGAAAUGUAAGGAAGCCGUCACCACAGCCAGUCAGAUUGUCUAUUCCAGUGGACUUAAUGUUUACAAUCUGUACGGAGAAUGUGCUGGAGGAGUCCAAAAAACAAGUGUACGCUUCGACGCUCAACGAAACAAGGUCGUUUCCAAUAAUUUUGGCUGGUUGUUGUCCAACACCGAUUACAUCAAGAAGGAAUUCGAACUUUUAAAAACUCUUGCACCUGGAAGUUUGUCUUUAGAUCCACCUUGCAUUAAUGCCACCAAUGUUGCUAAAUAUUUAAAUUCUCCAGAAGGUCGACAAGCUCUUCAUAUACCAGAACAAGUUCAACCUUGGACAACCUGUAGUGGCGAGGUUAGCGCCAAUUAUGUUUCAACUUACAUGGAAAUGUCAGCUCAGUACAAGAAAAUUCUGGCUGCCAAGAAACGAGUUUUAGUCUACAAUGGUGACGUUGAUAUGGCUUGUAAUUUUCUCGGUGAUGAAUGGUUCAUUGAAGAUCUUGAUCUCGAUGUCGUUGCUGAAAGAAUGGAAUGGUUCUAUAUGGCCGCCGACGGAACAAAACAAGUCGCAGGAUUUGUCAAACAAUUUGAAGAUUUGGAUUUAGUGACUGUUCGAGGUUCAGGUCACAUGGUACCCACAGAUAGACCAAUAGCAGCUCUUAGAAUGUUUUCAAAUUAUCUAACAAUUAGACAAUAAUUAUUAACUUAAAGA
Patella vulgata (common limpet) is the source of this 1466-nucleotide messenger RNA. Its product is annotated as lysosomal protective protein-like. Gene Ontology annotation, molecular function: serine-type carboxypeptidase activity. The record is from RefSeq and is a predicted model, not a curated record. The coding region runs from base 12 to 1451 and encodes 479 amino acids. Gene Ontology annotation, biological process: proteolysis. The transcript has a single exon. Lineage: Eukaryota; Metazoa; Mollusca; Gastropoda; Patellidae.